UCUUCCUUAAAUAUUCUCACUGCGUGGUGAUCAUUCAGCAGUACGCUUGUAGUAGUAAAAUAAGUUUGACUUCUGCUUGAUUUAGCUUGUCUUUAUAUAUAAAUAAAUCGGAAACAUGUUUCUUUUACUUCAUCUAUCAAUUCUAGCGAUAAAUAUUUUUGUGAUAAAUUGUGAUGAAAUCUGUGACUGCCAAGAGAUUGACGUCCUCAAGGGAAUUGUCCAGCAAGUUCUGUUAGAACAAAAGCUGGAAUCUGCAAAACUUCGUAAAUUAGAAGCAAGACAGAGAACUUUAUCUGCAUCACCGGGAACAGCUAAUACGCUUUUUGUGGACCGUCUUGCAAAAAUUGAAACAAAUAUUGUAAAUAUAGACAAGAAACUUAAUGCCUUAGUCAGAGAAACACAAGAAGACAAAGGAAAAAAUAUGGACAUUAUCUUGAAGAACACGAUAGCGGCUGAAAAGCUAGAAAGAAUGCAAUUUAUUUCAAGUAUGGAAAGCCAAAUGGAUGAUAUGAAAGAGACAUUCGAGAACUUCAAAGCUGAAACAACUAUAAGAAUUGGUAACAGCAUUGAAAAUAUCAGUACAGCUGAAGAAAUUUUCGAGCAGGGCAUAAAUAAAAAGUUAACGGAAAUUAAAGGACAGACAGAGGACCUAGUCAGCAAUGUGCAUAUAAAUGUAUCUACAUUUCAAGAUGACAUUAAGCUAGAAAUAAGUAAAAACAUAAGAGACAUAACAAAUCACCUGAAUCAGCGUUUAAGCAAUACAGACAGGAAGAUAACAACUCUUGAUGACAUCGUCGUGAAAGAGAGAAUAAAUGGUGGCUGGACACACUGGGGUGAUUGGAGUACUUGCAGCGUUUCUUGUGGAAGUGGUAUUACACAAAGAUCAAGGACAUGUUCUAGUCCCUCACCUUCCGUUCUUGGUAGACAAUGUGAGGGUAACACUAGGCAGACUGGGAGUUGUGUUUUAAAGCGCUGUCCAGGUCACAGAGUAGCAUUUAUGGCAUACGGAAUUGCUGGGGAGGCCACUGGAUUGGUUAGAUUUCCUACCGUAAUAGAAAACACUGGUAAUGACUACAGCAGUACAACCGGGAAAUUUACGUGCAGUAUUCCCGGGAUUUAUCAUUUUGUGGUCACGUUGUCUAUUAGGAAUGAUCCACCUUACGACAAUUUUAAUUGCCAAAUGUUUGAAAACUCGCAACAAGUAAUGGAACUGUAUGUGAGAAAACAUGACCACGAUUCAAUUAAUUCCUACCCAGCGACUGCAGCAGCAGUACUGCAUCUUAGCAAAGGUGAUACUGUAUAUGUUGACAACUGUGAGGAAUAUGACAGAAUCUACAAUGACCGUUCUACUAUUUUCACGGGGUUCUUAGUUUCUGCAGAUGAUUAGAGCCAAGGAAACAAAGUGCAUGCAAUAUGGCUACGACAUAGCAAAACUUUGAUAUAAUUCUGUAAUAGCUAAACCUCAGACGCGAAAUAAUUGAAGUUUUCUUUUAACUAAAGUUUAAAUACUUACAGUGUAUUUACACAAACAAGAAAAACACAUGUUUAUAUGUAUGUGUCAUCAAGUUCCAUGAGAUUUAUUGUAGUCUGAUUUUGUAUUUUAUCUAGUGUUAUAUAUUACAACUUAUAGUUUCAGUGUCUCAAUUAGUUUAAAUAAAUUACUUCUAAUACUAUAUUAUGUAACGUUAUUGCACUAACAUGGUGAUGGUACAUAUUCAAGCUAUGGUUUUUACAGAAUGUUGUUUACAAGACGAUUAACACUUACAGGAAUCAUGUUCUUCAGUAACAUUUGAAUUUGUCAGCUUCGCAUAGAAUCUGUUAUAUUCUACAUGCGGGUAGUUUAUAUGCGUCUGUUCAGUUCUGGUAAAUUAUACAUAAUAUAUGAUAUCUGAUACUGAUAACUAUUUUCAUCACGUUUCAUGUAGUACACUGUGUUUGAAAACCUUACUAUGGCUACCGGAGUGUUUAUUUUUCCUAAAUAGAAACUACCAAAAUCAAAUUCCAACCUUUUUGUAUUAUCGCACCUUUGCAAAGUUACCGAAUAUUUCUUAAUGUAUACAGUAGUAGCAUUAUAUAUAUCUUGAUGUAAUGAUAGUUUGCUGUUGUAUAUAUAUUUACAUAUGUAUCUGUAUAUAAUUGUCUUUAUGUCAUUGACCAUAAUGUUUUGUGUGAUAAUUACCAUAAAAUAUGAUUUAACUAAACUAAACCAAAAUCAAAGGAAAACAAUCCAUCAAGAAUGUUCAAAGAACACAUCCCAUUAAAACCAAAACUUGACAGCAAUAUGUGUGAUGGAUGUGUACGUUCCGAAUACCUACAGUGAAUAAAUGCAUAAUAAACACAACUGGGUCUCCGCCGUGAAAAGGGGACUUUUUAUUCAUAUUCCCAACAAAAUGUCAGAGUUACAGGUUGGUAUAAAUGUCCUGUAACAGGUCUUGUGCGGAUGUUACCAAAUUUUCAAUGCAUUUCAGAUAUACACACACGAAAUCUUAGAUCACAAACAGAAUUAUUCUAUAUUCCUAAUCUUGAAAUGUACAGGAAAUCUAAAUCUGGAACUCCUUACCUGACACUGUUAAAUAUGCUCCUACCCUUAGCGAAUUUAAAAAGAUGUACAAAAUGUAUCUUAAAACAAGAUAUUAUUCAUCCUAUUCUGUAUUUAUUCUGUAAAUCAUUUUAUUCUUACUUGCGUUAAGUGUUAUAUUUUUUGUUUUACAGACAACAUAGUUUUUGUACAUUUUAUUUUAGAAUUACACUUAGUUUGUUAAUCACUGCUUUCAAUGUUUGAUAUCUGUGUCAAUUUUUUCUUUUAUUCAUCAGUGAAUAAACUUAAACUUCUAUUAGCAAAUCUGUGUCUGUACAUAAAUAUUUAAAAGAAGUUAAAAAUUUGAAAGCACAAGAUGUACACAUGAUUAUAUAUUUUGGACAUUAAUGCUUUUUUCACAUGAUGUUUUAAUACAGAUGGUUAACUUUUUUCAUGUUUUGUAAAUACUAUCAUGUAAAUGUGUCUAGAAUGGAGGUCCACAUGGAAGACUGGUCCAAGACCAACUGUGCUUCCUCCUUAAAUAAAGUCUUUAGUAUUAUUUUUUAAAUUAAUUUAUUUGGUCAGUACAACACCAUUUAAAGGGGUGUUCACUAAAAAUUUACUGGCUGAAUAGGGGACAGUGCAGACUAUGAUCAACCUGAAUGGACGUGUACGCUGAUCUUGGUCUGCACUGGGCGCUAAGGCAAAAUCACUCACUUGCUGUCAGCAAGCUAAAGGUCAAACA
Mercenaria mercenaria is the source of this 3263-nucleotide messenger RNA. RefSeq lists its product as uncharacterized. Gene Ontology annotation, molecular function: protein binding. Bases 116 to 1387 code for a protein of 423 amino acids. The transcript has a single exon. The record is from RefSeq and is a predicted model, not a curated record. Lineage: Eukaryota; Metazoa; Mollusca; Bivalvia; Venerida; Veneridae.